UCCUGCGCUUGUCGUCCGUUCCAACCUCCGGCUCCCAAACCCUGCGCACUUCACUUCCCUUCCAUCCCUCCCUCCCUCCCUCCCUCACCACUGCAUUCCGUGCCUCUGGCCUCGGGACGCCAUGGGGUGCUGCACCUCGUCGCAGAAGAAGGGCGCCGCGGCGGGGGACAUGAGGAAGGAGCCCGCGGAGAAGCCGUCCCAGAUCGCGCCGGCCGCCUCGCCAUCGCCCACGCCCUCGCCCUCAGCUGAGAUGUCAAGAUUAGAGACCAGUCAGGGGGCCGUGCGCACUAAGUUCAUCUCAAGCCCUGGUCCGCAUGCCGAUCGCCUAUCAUUCACCUACAAGGAGCUGAAUGCGGCGACAUUGGGCUUCCCACGAGAUCACUUUCUGGGAGAGGGUGGGUUCGGAAAGGUUUAUAAAGGUGUUCUAGACGGCAACGAGGUUGCUAUAAAGAUUCUCAACCCCAAUGGAUUGCAAGGGAACAAAGAGUUCUGCACAGAAGUUAUGGUGUUGAACAGGAUGCAUCACCCGAAUCUCGUCAAGCUUGUUGGCUUCUGUGCUGAUGAUGACCAGAGGCUUCUAGUCUAUGAAUACAUGCCUCUGGGUUCAUUGGAAACUCAUAUUUUUGAUCUCCCCCCUGAUAAGAAACCUCUUGAUUGGAAUACAAGGAUGAAGAUACUUGCUGGGGCAGCUCAGGGCCUGAAGCAUUUGCAUGUUAUCUGCAACCCUCCUGUCAUAAACCGUGACGUGAAAUGCGCCAAUAUUUUGCUUGGCGAGGAAUAUCAUGCAAAGCUAGCCGACUUUGGCUUGGCAAAGCUAGGUCCGACUGGUGACGAUACUCAUGUUUCAACUAGAGUGAUGGGUACACCUGGGUAUUGUGCGCCGGAGUAUCUUGAGAGCGGUCAGUUGACUACCAAGUCAGAUGUUUACAGCUUUGGUGUUGUCAUACUGGAGGUUAUCACAGGAAGAAAAGCUUUAGAUCAGAGUCGAAUCAGAGCUGAGCGUAGCCUUGCUGAAUGGGCCACCCCUUUGAUCAAUAGGAGGGAUUUUGCAAUGUUGGCGGAUCCAACGCUUGGUAAUCAGUACAGCAUGACAUCAUUAUACCAGGUCCUUUCCGUUGCUCGAAUGUGCCUGAAUACAACAGCCAGCCAGAGACCUCAGAUUACAGACGUAGUUGCCGCUCUCGCUCACAUCUCAAAGUCCAGAAGAACGCGGCGACCAGCCCACCAGUAGUCAGCAGCUCAAGUUCACCAACCCGGGAAAGAUAUAUAGGAGGAACUAGUAGUAUAUCAUAGUCAUGGGGACACCAGUGCAAAGCAAUGUAGUGUUUCUGGCUUUGUUAUGAUGAUGAUGAUACUGUUAUAAGAAAGCUCUACUCCCCAUUCCGG
This is a messenger RNA of Triticum aestivum (bread wheat), 1386 nucleotides long. Its product is annotated as serine/threonine-protein kinase PBL27. Gene Ontology annotation, molecular function: ATP binding; protein kinase activity. The coding region runs from base 122 to 1231 and encodes 369 amino acids. Lineage: Eukaryota; Viridiplantae; Streptophyta; Magnoliopsida; Poales; Poaceae. The record is from RefSeq and is a predicted model, not a curated record. The transcript is spliced from 5 exons. Gene Ontology annotation, biological process: protein phosphorylation.